UGGCAGUGGUGCACGCAGUGGCGGCGGCAGCUGCUGACCGCGUCGUGCGACGACACGCAGGAACCAGGCGGAGAUGGCGCACACGUGUCGCGGCACCAUCAGCCUGGUGAGCGCAGUGAUCCACACCGAGGACUCCUGCAACUUCGUCAUCUCCAACGGGGGCACGCAGACCUUCCACCUCAAGGCCAGCAACGAGAUCGAGCGCCAGAAAUGGGUCACCGCGCUGGAGCUGGCCAAGGCCCGUGCCGUGCGCAUGAUGGAGUCCGAGGAAGACGAGGAGCUGGACAUGCCCUCACAGCUGGAUAAAUGCGAGCUGCUGACGGUGCUGAGGCUUCUGCAUGUCAAGCUCGAGGACCUGUCCAUGUGCAGUGAGCUCAUUGGGAAGCAUGGUGCUGCACUGCAGCGCUCCCUGUCCGACCUGGAACAGCUUGACGCGGCGGCUGCGGGCGGAGGGCCGGAGUUGGCCGCACGUGUGCGCGCUGUCAAUGAGCGUGCCACGCUCUUCCGUAUCACCUCCACUGCAAUGAUGAAUGCAUGCAACGAGUACGUCCAGCUGGCUCAAAGUCAGGGCCGCAAGUGGGUGCGCAUGCUGCAGCAUGAGCACGAGCAGUGCCUCCGCCUCCAGGAGAUGGUUGAGCAGCUCGCCAAGCAGCAUUCGUCGCUAGAGCGUGCAGCGCAGGAGGCCAGCGGGCCUUCCUCAGGCGGCACUGGUGGCGGUGGAGGAGGAACCCACUCAGAUGACGAGGAAUUCUUCGACGCGCCCGAGCACUCGCCCACCGGCGCUACAGGCCUCGAGCACCACUUUCUUGUCUCCAUGCCGUCGACAGAGUCUACGUCACGCGCCAAGCAUCGUCGCUCCGCCAGCGGACUGAGCGGGCUCUCGGACUCGCGAAACUCAGACUCUGACUCUGAGUUGGAGCCCCUGUCGUCUCCGCCGCUGCUGCCAGCUGUGUCGUCACCGUCGUCUGGUGGUGGCAGCGACCCGCCGCCAGUGGUUGAUCCACCAUAUUCUGAGGGCAACAGUAUGGCUCUGAUGCCUUCUGCUAAUGGAGGCAGUGGUGGCAGCGUCCGGAAACGUCGCAUGCGCAUUCCAGAAAAGCCAUCGUGCAGCCUCUCGCUCUGGUCUAUCAUGAAGAACUGCAUCGGCAAGGAGCUCACCAAGAUCCCAAUGCCUGUGAACUUCAAUGAGCCACUGUCAACGCUACAGCGGCUGACAGAGGACUAUGAGUAUGCAGACCUGCUGGAUCGAGCUGCACAGUGCGAUGAUCCUUCCUUGCAGCUGGUGUACAUAGCAGCCUUUGCGGUGUCGUCGUAUGCUACCACAUCCAAUCGUACUGGCAAGCCUUUCAAUCCACUCCUUGGGGAGACCUACGAGUGUGAUCGCCGUGACGACCUUGGCUGGCGGGCCAUCUCCGAGCAGGUGAGCCACCACCCGCCGAUGCUGGCCCAACACUGCGAGGGGCGAGGCUGGCGAUGCUGGCAGGAAUUCUCCAUGUCCAGCAAAUUCCGUGGCAAGUACCUGCAGGUGAUACCGCUGGGCGUGGUGCACUUAGAGCUGCUACGUGGGGGCCACUUCACGUGGCACAAGGUGACUACCGUGGUGCACAACAUCAUCGUGGGCAAGCUCUGGGUCGACCACCAGGGGGACAUGGAGAUCCGCAACCACACGCACGGCCACGUGGCCAGGCUCAAGUUCCAGCCGUACUCGUACUUCUCGCGCGAGCCCCCGCGGCGCGUGACGGGCUUUGUGUCGGACCCAGAUGGCAACCCGGUCUGGGUGCUGCAGGGCACCUGGGACAGCCAGAUGGAGUAUGCACGUGUCCUUUCUACCACCGGCAGAGGCAGCCAGGGUAGCCGCCCCGUGAUUGAGUCGGCUAGCCCGAGGCUCGUUUGGAAACGCCGCCUGCCUGGGGAGGAGUAUGAGCGCAUGUACAGCUUUACGGUGCUAGCCUGCCAGCUGAAUGAGCCUGAAGACGGCGUGGCGCCCACUGACAGCCGGCUACGGCCUGACCAGCGCCUCAUGGAAGAAGGAAAUUGGGACGAGGCCAACCAGGUGAAACUGCAGCUGGAGGAGAAGCAGCGUGCAACACGUCGGCAGCGUGAGGCCGAGGCUGAAGCUGCGGCCGCCCAGGGUCGCCCAUACGUAGGCCACGAGCCGGCCUGGUUCCGCAAAGAGACCGACCCCGUCACGGGCAACCCAAUCCACGUCUACCAGAAUGAAUACUGGGGCUGCAAGGAGAAGGCCAAGUGGGAUCGCUGUCCUGCCAUCUAUCUGUCUUGAGCCACCAGCAAUGUCGCUUACCCCCCCUUCCCCUCCUGUACCACGACUGCUGGGGCUGGUGCAAGCCGGCAUGCCUCCAGCCAGUGCUGGUGCCCUAAUCAGACAAGGGCAAGUUCCGCUGAAUGGUGUCACUCGGGUGCUAGCAAGCCAUGCCCUUCCUGCACCUUGACAAACACCCACCCACUCAGACCGUGCAGACUGCAACUUGUUCACUUUUCGAGCGUUGUUGGUGAUUGUUCACGCGCAAGACCCGGGAUGAAGCCAACUCCACACGAGCAAAUGUAUGGCCAGGCCAGGAGUUGGUGGCCCGCGGUCUCUUAUGUCGGUUGCCGAGGUUCACGUAGUAAGAUAAUCUUCUAUAUAAUUAUGCGUUUUGAAUAUCCCGCUCCAGCGUGGAUGUGAGCGGGCCAUAGACUGGAGGAGCAAGACCCCCCGAGCGAUCGAGAUGUGUGGUCUACCUGCCUUCCGGGUGAGCCUGUGGAGCUGUGGUGGCUCUGUGAUGCGAACUACUGUUGUGAUGGGAAGUGUGCAAGAGGAGGGGGCCCCCUUCUUGUUGACAUGCUACCGCUUCCAUGCCUUUUCUUUUUUUAGGUCGUUGUUGGAGAAGCCUGCUAUAUACAUAUAUGUAUACAUACAUAUACGAACUGCAACACACACUUGGAGAAAUUAAAUGUUUUGUUUUUUAGGGAAUUAAAAUUCUUGGUUUUAUAA
Messenger RNA from Dermacentor andersoni, 2992 nucleotides. It is a transcript of the gene Osbp, whose product is annotated as oxysterol binding protein. Gene Ontology annotation, cellular component: perinuclear endoplasmic reticulum; plasma membrane; cytosol. NCBI's taxonomy places the organism in Eukaryota, Metazoa, Arthropoda, Arachnida, Ixodida, Ixodidae. The record is from RefSeq and is a predicted model, not a curated record. Gene Ontology annotation, molecular function: sterol binding.